AUGGUGCAAUAUAAAAAAUUGUACGAACUUCUCCGAGAAGGACCACAGUAUCGUGAACCUCAACCACGUUAUUGGCAACAUGCUUUUGAAACUGUAAAAGAUGUAGAAACUUAUAUUGAUAAAAUUUGUAAAACCGAAAAACUAGCGCAGAUCUUUUCUCGUGAAUGGAAAGCUGAAUUAUUACAGUUAGUUACAGAUCGUAUCAAAUAA
This is a messenger RNA of Didymodactylos carnosus, 210 nucleotides long. Lineage: Eukaryota; Metazoa; Rotifera; Eurotatoria; Philodinida; Philodinidae. The record is from the annotation of a GenBank genome assembly.